Messenger RNA from Heterocephalus glaber (naked mole-rat), 960 nucleotides. RefSeq names its product olfactory receptor 2T11. Gene Ontology annotation, biological process: G protein-coupled receptor signaling pathway. Gene Ontology annotation, cellular component: membrane. The record is from RefSeq and is a predicted model, not a curated record. NCBI's taxonomy places the organism in Eukaryota, Metazoa, Chordata, Mammalia, Rodentia, Bathyergidae. Gene Ontology annotation, molecular function: olfactory receptor activity; G protein-coupled receptor activity.
AUGUCAGUGAGAAACACAACUUCCUCUUCUGACUUUACACUGCUGGGGCUUCUGGUGAACAGUGAGGCCAUGGGGAUUGUAUUCACAGUCAUCUUCGCUAUCUUUGUGGUGGCCAUAAUAGCAAACUUGGUCAUGAUAUUCCUGAUUCAGGUGGACCCUCAACUCCACACCCCCAUGUACUUCCUGCUCAGCCAGCUCUCCAUCAUGGACACGCUUUUCAUUUGCACCACGGUCCCAAAGCUCCUGAUGGACAUGGUUUCCACAGAGAAGACCAUCUCCUUUGUGGCCUGUGGCAUCCAGAUCUUCCUCUACUUGACUAUGAUUGGUUCAGAGUUCUUCCUGCUGGGCCUCAUGGCCUAUGACUGCUAUGUGGCUGUCUGCAACCCUCUUAGGUACCCAGUUCUGAUGAACCGCAAGGUGUGCCUUCUGCUGGCUGCUGGGGCCUGGUUUGGGGGCUCUCUGGAUGGCUUUCUGCUCACGCCCAUCACCAUGAACGUCCCCUACUGUGGCUCCCGCAGCAUCAACCACUUCUUCUGUGAGAUCCCCGCAGUGCUCAAACUGGCCUGCUCAGACACAUCCUUGUACGAGACCCUGAUGUACAUCUGCUGCGUGCUCAUGCUGCUCAUCCCCAUCUCCAUCAUCUCCACCUCCUACUCUCUCAUCUUGUUAACCGUCCACCGCAUGCGCUCCACAGAGGGACGCAAGAAGGCCUUCACCACUUGUUCAUCCCACCUGACUGUCGUCAGCAUUUUCUAUGGGGCUGCCUUCUACACAUAUGUGCUGCCCCAGUCAUUCCACACACCUGAGCAGGACAAAGUGGUAUCUGCCUUCUAUACCAUCGUCACUCCCAUGCUUAACCCACUCAUCUACAGCCUCAGAAACAAAGAUGUCAUGGGGGCAUCUAGGAGGAUAUUCACACGUUGCUCCUCAGCUCAGAAAGUAGGAACAGACAGGAGCUAG